GCCCAAGCACCAAAACGGAGGGAAUUACUCAGAUUUGAAACGAAGCCAAAACCCAACCUCUACGACCGCUCUCUCUCUCUCUCUCUCUCUCUCUCUCUCUCUCUCUCUCAGAUUUGCCCUAAGCAUCUCGGUUAGGGCAAAUCGACACACACUCUCCGGCACAAGUCCGAAUCAGAUAACUAGGGCACCCAGUUCUACAGCGAUUUUCGACAUCAUAGAGAGAGUUGCUUGGAUUAUACAUUUGUUGAUUUUAGGUCUAACGUAGCAUGGCGAAAGUAUCUACCCAAGGCCUUGUAUCUUCCAAUGCUGUUCAAUUUGUUGCUGGGCCUUUAAAGGUUGGCACUGGACUUAAAAGGAAGACACCUUCAGAAUUGAGAGGGGAACAGUUGAAGCGCAAGCAUGUUGUGGAGCUUGUUGAUGAAUCCCCAGCUCCCGAGCUUAGUUCUCUGAAGAGCACUACUGGAUCAAAGUAUCCAAGAUACAUCAACACCCGUUUGGACGAAGUAUACCCCAUAAAAAAAAGCAGCAUUAGGCUUAGGAUGCUUUCUGGAAAAGAAAGUGCAAAGCCGGAAGAAAGUCCCGUGGAGCAUACUGGCACCUUGAAGAGUUGCUCUGUUUCGUCAGUUUCGGCUGCCAAAAGCCAACCUCAGGUUUCAUGUCCUGAGGAUUUUGCUUCUAGUGGAGUUACAAGAGAUGGUGAGGCACAAGCUUCUAAAACAAACGAGAAAUGUAGAGAAAGUACGUUCCGCAGUGUUACAGAUCUAUCAUCUGGUGGCGAGAAGACAACUGGCCUGGAUAUUAUUGAUUUGGAUAGAGCUCUGAAAGGAUUGGUUGCUCAUGAACCUUCUUUGUUGUCCAGUGUAGCUCCUGAUUCUUCCGAAAGAAUAGGUGAUUUCACAAUGGGAAAUUUAUGCAGUGAAUUCGAUAUUCUUGGGCGGAUGACUCCUCUGGAUUUUACAUUGAAAACAACCAUGCGGGUUGUAUCCUCUUCCUCUGUAAAUUGGUUUCAUAGGUUAAUCACGCGUGGUUCCUGUAGUGGUGUGGCCCAAUUUUGCCAAAAAAUGAGUUGCUCGUCAGGCUUCACUUCCACAAACCAAGUAGUUGAUAACCUACAAGUUUUACAUUCAUGGGUGUACCCACAGUCUUCUUUACCACCUUCUCUUGUAGCAGCAUUGACCAUAUCUUCGACGGAACAAGUCCAAAUGGAUUUCUUGAGCAGAAGGCAAUCAGCAUGGGAGGAUGCAUUUCGGAGUCUUUAUUACAUGCUUCGGAAGGGUGCUUGUGACAUUUUUUAUGUGUGCACAGCGCAGUUUGUAGUGAUGUUCAUUGGUCGUGGUGAUUCUAAGGAAAGCAAGCGUUCAUGUAACGCAUAUAUAUCGCAGUCCACAAGAAGUUUGAGGUCAUUAUUAAAAGAACAUGAUAUUCAAUUCUCAAUGCCUCUUUGCCAUUCAAAAGUUGAGCAACAUACUACAGAAGACCUGGUUGAGCUGUCUGAGAUUGAAAAACAUAAUCUAGGCCAGAUUCGGCGCCAUCGUUCCAUGUCUGAUGUGGAUAAUAGCCCACAAUCUUUGCUUGCAUUCAGUGGAAACCAGAAUGUGCAUGGGUUGUUCGAUUUCCUCCUGAAUUACAGAUUUUUCUUAACAUCUUUGACCAGUGCUGAUGUUCCCGUACUAUAUUCACCAGUGCCUUUUCAAAAUGCUGCUCUUUCUUCUCCAGAGGUUAGAUGCAAGGAGGUGAGGAAGGCUGAUAAUUUUCCUUUCCCUCAAAAGGAAUUCACCAGCAAAGAUGAAACUUGUCAGGGUUCAUCUGCUGGUUUCUGCUAUAGCAUCGAAAUCAAAGACGCGUAUCUUCCUCCAUGGAUAAUAUGCAGUUUAUGUGAAGCCAUGGGCUCUGAGGGAAUGAAUUUUGAGGCAAGUUUUGUCACAGAAUCCACCUCAACUGGAUUGAAUGUUGGUCUUGAAACAAUUUGUGAGAAAUCAAAUCAUCAACCCACUGGAUCUGCAGGGUUGGAAGAAAGUAGCAGUGUCUUCGGUAUUUCUAACGCAAUUAUUUCUCCUAAAUUGUGUUCGGCCUUCCUGAAAGGCUUGAAGUACAAUAAUGGUUCUUAUACAGCUACCGUCUCAUCAGUUUGACACUGUUAAAAUUGUCUUUGCUGGAAAAGCAACAUUGAAACUUUUCACCACAACGCGGUGGUGCUGCUUUUGCCUCCUUUUUUUUUCAUUGAUAUUUUAAUCCUAAACUUUCUUAUUUUGGCCUCA
This is a messenger RNA of Rhododendron vialii, 2258 nucleotides long. RefSeq lists its product as uncharacterized. Bases 267 to 2132 code for a protein of 621 amino acids. NCBI's taxonomy places the organism in Eukaryota, Viridiplantae, Streptophyta, Magnoliopsida, Ericales, Ericaceae. Gene Ontology annotation, biological process: nuclear DNA replication. Gene Ontology annotation, cellular component: nucleus. The transcript has 15 exons. The record is from RefSeq and is a predicted model, not a curated record.